This is a messenger RNA of Carassius carassius (crucian carp), 5897 nucleotides long. It is a transcript of the gene tbc1d32, whose product is annotated as TBC1 domain family, member 32. The coding region runs from base 420 to 4145 and encodes 1241 amino acids. Lineage: Eukaryota; Metazoa; Chordata; Actinopteri; Cypriniformes; Cyprinidae. The transcript is spliced from 33 exons. The record is from RefSeq and is a predicted model, not a curated record. Gene Ontology annotation, biological process: non-motile cilium assembly.
UGGCGUUUUAAGUCAGCGUCACACACAUGCAAACAUCACCUUUAUUCGUAUUUCUGCGGUUCUAUAUUAUUUAUUUUUACAUUAUUCGCUAACGUAAACGUUUAGACACCGGAUAUAUUCUUACGGUUGUGCCGUGAAGGUUAUUUUUUGCAAAUAAGGGGUGUUUUAAUGCGUUUGAUUUAGCUCAGCUGGGCUUGUUUCCAUAGAAACGUGUAGUGCUAACGGAUGCUAAGCUGAUUUAUACACAGCGCUGUGCUGUAUGAAACGACUGAUUAUGAAAGAUUUUUAAUGUUAUGGAAGCGACGUACAUCUGUUUGGACAUGAUGUGAAAAUAUUGCAGGUCAAGCACACCUUGCUUAGCACCUUGUUUUGCAAGGAGACCCCCUGUAGAGAAGAGCUGAUCACACCCCUGAGAAGCGAUGUCUCAGUUCUCCAGCGAGGAUGAGGCGGAGCUCCAGAGCCUGCUGCGAGAGCUCCUGAAAAGUGUCAAAGAUAGAAUCUCAGGAGCACCAUCAGUAGAAUGUGCUGAGGAGAUUUUGCUUCAUUUGGAGGAAACUGACAAGAACUUUCACAACUAUGAAUUUGUGAAGUACCUGCGGGCAUAUGUAGAGAGCAGUUUGGGAACUGUUAUUGAAGAAGAGACUGAGAAUUUCACCAGGGGUGAUGGUCAUGCUAUUGGGCCGGGACAGGACACCCUGGUCCACGCUGUUACGAAGAGGACUAGGGAGUCCGCACAGUAUAAACAGAUGAUGCAGACUCUGAAACAGACCAUGAUGGUGGUUGUGGAAUCACUGAUCAAUAAAUUUGAGGAAGAUCAGUUGAAGAAAGAGGAAAUGGACAGGAAGAGCCAACAUGAGCAGUCAAGCAGUCAUUACACCGACAACUGCUCUGACAGUGACUCUUCAUUCAAUCAGAGCUAUGCAUUUAUCAAGCAUGAACAACUUCAAGUCAUCGCCGAGAAGCUUGACCCCGGUAGACCACGAGAGGUUCGCUUGGAAGCUUUGCAGUCUUUGUGCUAUGCCCCUCCCUCUGAUGUCCUGAGCUGUGAAAGCUGGACUGGCCUGCGCCGAAAUCUCUCUGCUGCACUCACUGAUCCUGACCCUGAGCUCAGCGAUAAAGUCCUUCAGUUUUUUGCAAAAACAUUUGCGUCUUCUCCAUUAAAUGUGACUAAGGAUAUCUACAGUACCAUAGCAAAAAGCUUGGAGGCUCAUUUCCUCUACCAUAAGUUGAGUUUUCCCAGCGGCUCUACAAGUAUUGAUGCGAACAGACCAGAUAUGGCCCGUCUCCUCAAACAAAUGAGAUUAAUAAAUGACUUUCAGAAGGAGGUGACAACAUUUUGGAUACGACAUCCUGAGAAGUACAUGGAGGAAAUCAUUGAGAACACCCUCUCUCUUCUCGCUCUGCAUUCUGAACAGGGCAUGAGCAGCCCAGGCUCAGAAAAAUCCCUAGAGCCUAUACACUUAAUCUCUCUGCUAGAUAUCAAAGCCACCUGGUUUAAGAAAUGGAUGCAUGGCUACUACAGCAGAACUGUUGUCUUAAGACUUCUGGAGAGGAAAUACAAGACUUUGAUUGUUAAUGCUCUGCAGCAGUGCAUUUAUUACUUCGAUUCCUGUGAUUCAGUUAGAGAAGAAACUUUGGAAAUUAUCCACAGCCUUGAACAUCAGCAGAUUGGCCCUGCUCAGAGAACUCUCUACACUUCUAAAGAGCUGGAGUUUGUUUACUUCAUUCACUCGCUGUGUGUGCUCGGGAGGCUUGUGAUGUACAUUAAUGGAAGGAAACUUUUUCCCAUUAAAGUGAAGAAGCGGAGAGAUCCGGUAACUUUGACCGACUUGGUUGUGAUUCUGAUCAAUAUCAUGUACCAACACCCAAAACCAUCCUGCGGUGAGAUGACACAUGCAGACUCCCUGUCCCCCACUAAUCUUGUGAUGGAGGUGUUAAGGACCCUGUGUGACCGCACUGAGUGUGCUGUGGAGUGUCUCUACCAGGUCCCUGUCAUAGAAACUCUCCUGGCUCCUGUUAUCUCCCUGCUCAAAGGAAAGCUGCCCAAAUUAAAUUCCCUAGAAAGUGCCUUGACACACAUAGCAGACACACUGGCGAGGAUCGCUAGUACCGAACGAGGUUUAUCACUCCUGCUUUAUGACAGAAAUCUCGUCUCGGCCGAGGGUGAAAGUAUUUCAGCAGCACAUGUGGUGGUACAGUUUACCCAGAGGCUGCUGUCUAAAGAGCUGCAUGUGUUCAGCGAGCUGGAGAUUCCUCCUGCUGUGAGCGGGGCCUUCAUCUUUGUCUGUCGGCAGAUGUACAACACCUGCGAGGGGCUGCAAGUUCUACGGCCAUACAGCCUGCAUGAGUGCAUCGCUAAAGCCUGGAGAACGACAAGCUCCGUGUCGGAGAGAGUUCCCACUCCUGUUCCUGGAGCUCCCCCAGUGAUCACUUCCCAGGAGCUGCAGAGCGUGGUGGCCUGGGAAGAGAUGCUGUUGGACAAUCUGCUGAAUUUCGCUGCCACACCAAAAGGACUGCUGCUCCUUCAACAGACUGGAGCCAUCAAUGAGUGUGUCACCUACAUGUUCUCAAGAUUUACCAAAAAACUACAGGUCAGCAGGUGUGAGAAGUUUGGUUACGGUGUGAUGGUGACCCAGGUGGCCGCUACAGCCCCAGGCAUCACGGCCUUGCAAAGCUCAGGAUUUGUUCAGACGAUUGUGGUGGAGCUGUGGUCAGCCUUGGAAUGUGGUCGAGAGGAUGUAAGGGUGGUCCAUCCAAAAUCUACUCCAAUGGACCCUAUUGACAGGAGCUGCCUCAAGUCCUUCCUCUCUCUAGUGAAUCUGCUUUCUUCACCUCACGCUGUGUGGGAGUUGCUGGGACAUCAAGCGCUUCCUGAUAAGACCGAGUACAAUCUGAGAGAGAUGGCCACAUCAGUUUUAGACCUGAUGGACCGCCUCAUCAUUAUUAACUCUGACGCAAAGAUUCACUCCCUUUUCAACUAUGAGCAGUCCCACACGUUUGGCCUGAGGCUCUUGAGCGUGCUGUGCUGUAACCUGGAUUCUUUUCUUCUGCUGGAGUCUCAGUAUAACCUCUCUGAGUUACUGCUGCAGGGUCAGAGGGACAGUGUCACAGAGCCGCCCUCAGGUGAAGGGGAAUUCAUCAUUGAUGGACUGUCUGUGGAAAGAAACCAUAUCCUUGUUCGAAUCGGUACAGUUGGUGGCCCAUCUGAGAGGAGACUUCCUCCCAGAGCCCUGCAGAGAGGGAAUGACCCUUACCCAUGGCCAAUGGUGUCUACAUACCCCCUGCCUAAAUAUUACAUCCUUGACAUGCCCAAGACUCUUCGCACUAAACAGGAGUCAGAGAUCAGUGCUUUCUUGGCCUCGUCUAAAGAAACAGAGAGAGAUGCUAGCUGGAUGGAAGACUGCAGGAGACAGUUCUGCAAGAUCAUGGCUACAAAGUCAAACACCCUCACUGGAUAUGUUCUUGCGGAUUUUUUGGAGAGGGUCGUGCUGCAUCUCUCGUCUUCAUCCACUGACUGCUUCUUUCCACCGGCAGAAUAUAAAGUGGUGGACCACAGUGUAAAGACUCGAAGCCUGUCAUCUGUGGAGCAGUUAGGUGUGGAGAUAUCCCUCAGGUAUGGCAAGUUCCUAAAGCUAUUGAGAGAAGAUUCAGAGCAGGAUCUGUGUCUUCUGCUCAAGCACUGUCAGGAGUUCCUCUCUCAACAACGAGUCAGUGUCACUUCUGAGCUCUCCUGUUUUCAGGGUGGAUAUCCUGGUCAUGAUUGGUUUGCCGCCUCAGUUUUUCUGCUCAUGCAUGGCGACGUGGGUCGUUCUCUGAGUCUGCUCUUGCGUUUUUCCCGUCUGCUGCCGUCUGCCUUUCUGUGGCCCCCAAGACUGCACAGCUCUGUACAUCUCCCUAUAGAGAUCGCUCAGUCGGGCAUUCAUCCCAUCUACUCUUGCACUGCUCAUUACGUCGAAAUGUUGCUCAAGGCCGAGGUUCCUCUGGUUUUUUCUGCCUUCAGGAUGUCUGGCUUCACUCCCUCUCAGGAGGAGCCAAUCCACGGCUUUAGGGUGAGUAAUUACCUGGAGUACAUGGAGGGGCUGGAACGCAACUACAGAUCCAUGGUGCUCUCGGACAUGAGGAGCAUCUUACCAAGGAGCAGCUAGAAGCAAAUAGACCACCGAAGAUCAGCAGGGACUGAAAGUGCUUGUGGUACAGAAUAAUACUGAAAAUAUUGCAAUGAUUUUAUAACAACAUGCUCUAUGUGAAGAGAACACUGUUUUAUCAAACACAUUGUGAAUAUAUCCCACUUGCAUUUACUCCCUAUGAUAAAGUAUUCUCACUCAGGGAAUCAUAAAUAUAAGAACACAAACUCUUCAAAGCCAUAUUGCCACUCAGUGGGAUGUAUAAAGCAUAGUAAAUAAAUAAGCGCAGUAAAUCGGUCAAAAUUGAUGUUCAAAAAGGAUGAUAAAACAAACCUUUCUACAUACCAUAAGCAUUAUCAAACUUCCCUCCACACCAAAAAAGUAUAAAAUUUUGUUUUUGCUAAAUUAUUCUAUAUAUUAGGUUUAUAUGUGGGUGCAUAUAUCAUUUCACAUUUAUCCCUGUUCUAGUCUACUUUUCCUUUUAGCCUUUUGUGCCUAAAGUACAAUUUUCCUGUCCUAGGCUAAUUACCGGACUCAAAGAACUUAAUUGUUUAUUAAUCUUUCCUCGAACAAACUUCUGACAGCAUAUGUAAUUUUGUAUCUACAGUCCUGCUUGUAACUUCACUGUUGAUGUUGGAAUAUGACACGAUUGUGUCAAUGCUAUUAAUCAUUGUAAAAUCUUUAAGAUGUAUAUGUAUUUCUUUUACCCAAAAACUCAGUGGGCUCACAUUGUAAAGUCAGAAAAAUAGCAUUCAUAGAGGGCAGACACAUUUAGCUUUGUUCUUUGUAUUUUCACUGGCAAAUUCCAGUCAUUUUAAUAAGAAUCCACAUGAUUGGGUAUUUUACAUGUGGGCAAAAGUUGGUUGCAUGAGUCUGCAAUGACCAACAAAAAGCUGCUUGACUUCUGUAUGAGCUGUGCUUCAUACAUUGAUUCAAUAGAUAAUGCACCUUUUUUGCCCAAAAUUUCAAUAAUGCUGACCGCAUAUGUAGGUGCACACGUUGUUUUCCUGUCUCAGCCCGUUUUAUGACAUCAGUAAAUAAGAAAAAAAUCUAAGCUUUGGAUGCAUGAUUGCUGUCUUAAUGGUCAAUCAAACAUGAAGUAUAUGUGAUAUGUAUACAAUGACUUAACGCAGUGUUGUUGUGUAGUGUGUUGGAUUCUUUUUCUUUUUUUUUUAAGUUAUAUAUUAACAUCUGCAGUCUCUUAUUCACAUCCUAAGGAAGCUAUAUAGAGAGUAGCAGUAUCACUUUGACAGGCCGUCAUUAGCACAUAGAUGCAAUCUCUUACCCUCGCCAUCUGUAACUCACACAGUGAAUAAGGAAUUAGAUCAUUAGAGAGGUGUCUUUCUCCUUCACAAGAACUGCUAAAUAUUGCAUACUGUUUACUCAGUAGGAGGCAGAAGCAGUUAUAAUUUUAAGUUGUAAAAAGUUCCCUCAGAGUGCAUAUUUUUAACUUACUUUCUCCAUUGCAUAAAUUUUUUUUUUAAAGGAUCACCCGUAAACUAAUGUGUUUAUGCUCAGAUAAACAAAAAAAAUCUGUUGAUUUCAUCUUUGUGUAAUCAUAACAAGCUGUAUGUUAAUCAGGUUAAUGAUUUAAUGACUGAUUGUUGGCCAACAAUCAUUUUUGGAAAGCCGUGUGUGUGCCUUGUGUUGGCUCAUUGUAAAUUGACAAUACAAGGCUUUUGUGAUGUGGAUGUUAAUGAUGUAUCUGCAGACCAAAAUGGUAGGAUAAUUAGAAAAGGCUAAUUAUGGGUAAUUAAACUGAUUAACGGAUAA